GUUUUAGUUCCAUUGAGAGCAGCCCACAUCAGCACAUCGAGGAGAGACGUCAGAGAGAAACAUCAGACGAACAGCCUUAAUAAUCAGUUUCAACAAUCAGGCCGAAGAUGCAGAGCAGCUUAUUUCUGCUCACUGUGAUGGGUCAGUGUUUCCUCGUCACUUGUCACCACAUUGAGUACCACCUCAUUGAGGAGGCAAAGACCUGGGAUGAAGCUCAGAGAUAUUGCAAAGAGAAAUACACAGACCUGGCUACAGUGUCUGACAUGACAGACAUGAAGAGACUCCGUGAGAUUGUGAAUACACAGGAAGCGUGGAUCGGGCUUCAGAGCAACCCAGGACAAGCCAACAGGAGGUGGCACUGGUCUUUGCCAGGGACGCAAGGGGUGGCGUUAAGCGAUCUUGAGACUUACUUUCAUAAUAAAGAGCCAAAUGAUCACAAUAAUAUUCUUGAGAACUGUGUGCAGAUUCGUAUUAAAAGAUUAAACGAUGCCACCUGUGAUAAAAACAAUAAAUUUAUAUGCUUCAAUGGAACGGAGGAAUCCCCAAAAAGCUUCAUUUACAUCAAAGAGUUGAUGAACUGGACACAGGCUCAGAAUUACUGCAGAGAAAAUUACACAGACCUGGUCAGUGGACUAGAUCAACUAGCUCAUUUAGCUGACAACACUGAAAGUUGGAUCGGCCUGUUCAGAGACACCUGGAGUUGGUCGGAUGGGAGCAUCUCAUCUUUCCGACACUGGAAUCUGGGUUUGCAGAAGGAUGGAGUCAACAAGGAAUGUGCAACUGUGUUAAAGGGAGAAGGAAAAUGGGACUCUGCUGCCUGUGAUGAAACAAAACCCUUCGUCUGCUAUGAUG
Labrus bergylta (ballan wrasse) is the source of this 852-nucleotide messenger RNA. The record is from RefSeq and is a predicted model, not a curated record. NCBI's taxonomy places the organism in Eukaryota, Metazoa, Chordata, Actinopteri, Labriformes, Labridae.